Messenger RNA from Notolabrus celidotus (New Zealand spotty), 2390 nucleotides. RefSeq names its product very long-chain acyl-CoA synthetase-like. The record is from RefSeq and is a predicted model, not a curated record. The coding region runs from base 315 to 2165 and encodes 616 amino acids. Gene Ontology annotation, molecular function: long-chain fatty acid-CoA ligase activity; long-chain fatty acid transmembrane transporter activity. The transcript has 10 exons. NCBI's taxonomy places the organism in Eukaryota, Metazoa, Chordata, Actinopteri, Labriformes, Labridae.
CAUUAUUACACUGGUGCAGUCUCUGGCGGUGCUUGCUCUGGUAACACGAAUAUUGAAGACAUAUAAAGUAGGACUGUAGAAGUAGCCUACACAUUUUGCAUUUCUAUUGACACCAGUAACAGGAGAACUCAGUUCAACGCAGAAACACAUUGGCUCUUUUGUUACACGCCCAUUGGAGAAAGUGGUUCAAGGUUCAAGAGGCGUAACUCUGAACUUGAAUACUUGGGGCUAUAUUCAGUUGUUAUUUGCGGUUACAAUUGUGGACUUCUCGGGACUCUACCAGCUGCAGAGCUCGCUCAUUCCCUCUCUUUACAAUGAUUGCAUAUCUCAUUACACUUCUGGCUGUUUUGCCGCUGUUGCUUUACUGGAGAAACCCGUAUGUUUUUAGAGACUUACAUUACACAGUUACUUCACUGCAAAUUGGAAUGAAGCUGGCAAAAUACAGAAAAAAUAAACCAUUUUACAGUAUUUUGGACUGUUUUCUGGACAAGGUGGCGAAGCAUCCGAACAAGAAGUUUGUUAUUUUCGAGGACAGCUCCUUCACUUACAGACAAGCGGACACAGAAAGCAACAGAGUGGCACGCGCUCUGGCCACGCACGCACACCUAAAGGAGGGAGACACCGUGGCGCUCUUCCUGGGAAACGAACCGCAGAUGCUGUGGGCCUGGUUCGCACUGGCCAAGCUGGGAUGCACAGCAUCUCUGCUGAACUACAACAUCAGAUCCAAAUCUCUGCUGCACUGUUUCUCCUGCUGCGAAGCUAAGGUGUUGGUUGCCGGUGCAGACUUGCAGGGGGCUGUAGAGGAGGUGUUGCCAGACUUGAAGCAGCAGGGUGUACGUGUGUUCAUCCUCAAAGACGACUGUGAUGUGGAUGGCAUUGAAAGCCUCUCUGACAAAAUCAAGCAGGCCUCAGAUCAGCCGCUGUCACCUCAGCUGAGGAGCAACAUUCACAUGAAGAGUCCUGCACUUUACAUCUACACAUCAGGAACCACAGGGCUUCCCAAGGCAGCUGUUAUCAACCAUGAGAGGCUGUGGAUGGCAACUUAUCUUCAGUCUAUUGCAGGCAUUCGCUCAAACGAUAUCAUCUACAUUUACCUUCCUCUUUACCACAGCGCUGGGUUUCUCAUGGGACUCUGUGGAGCCAUUGAAAAAGGCAUCACUAUUAUUUUAAAACGGAAAUUCUCAGCCUCUCAGUUCUGGAACGACUGUAGGAAGUAUAAUGUGACUGUUAUACAGUACAUAGGAGAAAUUAUGCGCUACCUCUGCAACACACCAAAGAGAGACAAUGACAGAGAUCAUAAAGUCAGACUGGCGAUAGGGAACGGGAUAAGAGCCGACACCUGGGCCGACUUCCUGCAGCGGUUUGGAGACAUUCGCAUCUGUGAAUGCUACGGAGCCACGGAAGGAAACGUGGGCUUCGUCAACUAUGUUGGCAAAAUUGGAGCAAUUGGCAGAGAGCAUUUCCUCCACAAGAUGGGUUGUCCGUACGCCCUCAUAAGGUACGACACAGAGAAAGAAGAGCCGGUCAAAGACUCCAGAGGAUUUUGUAUUGAAGUCCCCAGAGGAGAAACUGGACUGUUGGUGGCAAAGAUUGGACAAAGAACACCCUUUAUCGGCUACGCCAAGAACCAGCAGCAGACAGAGAAGAAGAAGCUGAAGGAUGUGUUUGUGAAGGGGGACCUUUACUUUAACAGUGGCGACCUUCUGAAGAUAGACGAUGAGGGAUUUGUCUUCUUUCAAGAUCGCAUCGGAGACACUUUCAGAUGGAAAGGAGAAAAUGUGGCGACCACAGAGGUGGCCGAUCAUUUACUCAUGGUUGACUGUGUGGAGGAGGCUAAUGUCUACGGUGUGAAGGUGCCAGGACACGAGGGAAGGAUUGGAAUGGCAGCCUUGAAGCUGAAAGAAAACAUGGACUUUGAUGGCAAAGCUGCAUACCAGCACGUGAAACAAUAUCUCCCCAGCUAUGCUCGGCCACGUUUCAUUCGCAUACAGAAUACGCUGGAGUUAACUGGGACAUUUAAGCAGAUGAAGGUGAAGCUGGGAGAGGAGGGCUUCAACCCCGCUGUGAUCGGGGAUGCUUUGUUCUACCUGGAGGACUACAAUGGCUACAUACCCAUGACUCAGGAGAUAUUCAACGCCAUCACAGAGGGAAACACCAGGCUCUGAAUGAGUUAUUUUAUUACCAGAUCUUCAGUCUCAAAUUGUACAGUUAAUUUCUUAGACCAAACAGGAUGCCAGAUGAUGAUAAAUGAUGCACAUUAAGGUUUUAUCACAGCAAAAAAACCAAAAAAAAACCCACUUAACCUGCUGUGGGGAUUUUGUACACAGAAACAUUUCAACAGAUGUAAUUAAUGUUAAAUAUACUUUUGAAUAAAUAUAUUUUUAAAACAU